AUGAUGACGUUGGCAGGAACGUUCGGCGUGACAGAGGCGUGUAUUUCUCAGUUCUUAAAGCGUUUGAAAGCUCAAGAUGGCUCUACUAAGGGCCAACGCACUGGAAGACCACGUGUCUCUGAUCUUAAUGACGAUAGAAACAUUUUGAAGACGCCUAGAACCAAUCCAAGACUCACCGCCCUUGCGAUCAGACGGGAAGUUUUCUUGAAUUCGCCAUAUCUGCCAUCCGUGUCGACCGUGAAACGACUUCUGAAUGCUGCCGGAAUAAUGGGAAGACGUGCAGUGAAAAAACCGCUGAUUUCUGAAAAGAAUCGAGCUGCCAGGGUGAAGUGGGCGAAGGAGCAUCUCAACUGGACCCGUCAAGACUGGAACAAGAUUCUGUGA
Messenger RNA from Caenorhabditis auriculariae, 384 nucleotides. The record is from the annotation of a GenBank genome assembly. Lineage: Eukaryota; Metazoa; Nematoda; Chromadorea; Rhabditida; Rhabditidae.